AUGGAAGCCACAGAUGCCUCCAGAAGCAACGGGGCCAGCCCGGAAGCCAGGGAUGCCCGCAACCCCCUGGGCCCCAAUGGUACCCUGGAGAAUGGGGCCAAGGCCGAAGGCCAAGAUGCCAAGACCACCAACGGGCACGGCGGGGAGGCGGCCGAGGGCAAGAGCCUGGGCGGUGCCCUGAAGACAGGGGAGGGCAAGAGCUCCCUGUUCUCGGGGAACGAGUGGCGGCGGCCCAUCAUCCAGUUUGUCGAGUCCGUGGACGACAAGGGCUCCAGCUACUUCAGCAUGGACUCUGGGGACGGCAAGAGGUCCCCCUACGCCGGGCUCCAGCUGGGGGCCAGCAGGAAGCCGCCCCUCUCCUUCGCCGAGAAGGGGGAGCUGCGCAAGUCCAUCUUCUCGGAGCCCCGAAAGCCCAUGGUGUCCAUCGUGGAGCCCGGGGAGGCCCGGCGGAACAGCUACCCCCGGGCCAACGGCGGCCUCCUGCGCUCCAAGUCGGGCUCCGAGGAGGUCCUGUGUGACUCCUGCAUUGGCAAUAAGCAGAAGGCCGUCAAGUCCUGCCUGGUGUGCCAGGCCUCCUUCUGUGAGCCGCACCUCAAGCCCCACCUGGAGGGCGCCGCCUUCCGCGACCACAAGCUGCUCGAGCCCAUCCGGGACUUCGAGGCCCGCAAGUGCCCCCUGCACGGCAAGACCAUGGAGCUCUUCUGCCAGACGGACCAGACCUGCAUCUGCUACCUCUGCAUGUUCCAAGAGCACAAGAAUCACAGCACGGUGACCGUCGAAGAGGCCAAGGCCGAGAAGGAGACAGAGCUGUCCCUGCAAAAAGAACAGUUGCAGCUCAAGAUCAUCGAGAUUGAGGAUGAAGCUGAGAAGUGGCAGAAGGAGAAGGACCGCAUCAAGAGCUUCACCACCAGUGAGAAGUCUCUCCUGGAGCAAAACUUCCAGGAUCUGGUGCGGGACCUGGAGAAGCAAAAGGAGGAAGUGAGGGCUACACUGGAACAGCGGGAGCAGGAUGCCGUGGACCAAAUAAAGGUGAUCGUGGAUGCUCUGGACGAGAGGGCCAAGGUGCUGCAUGAGGACAAGCAGACGAGGGAGCAGAUGCAAAGCAUCAGUGACUCGGUGCUGUUUCUGCAGGAAUUUGGUGCAUUGAUGAGCAAUUACUCCCUCCCCCCACCCCUGCCUACCUACCAUGUUCUGCUGGAGGGGGAGGGCCUGGGACAGUCACUUGGCAACUUCAAGGAUGACCUGCUCAAUGUGUGCAUGCGCCAUGUUGAGAAGAUGUGCAAGGCGGAACUGAGCCGUAACUUCAUCGAGAGGAACCACAUGGAGAACGGGGCUGACCACCGCUAUAUGAGCACCUACACUAACAGCUACUCAAGCGAGUGGGGCACACCUGAUACCAUGAAGAGAUACUCCAUGUACCUCACACCCAAGGGUGGGGCCAGGACAGCCUACCAGCCGGGGUCCCCCAGCCGCCUCUCCAAGGAGACCAACCAGAAGAACUUCAACAAUCUCUAUGGCACCAAAGGUAACUACAGCUCCAGGGUCUGGGAAUACUCCUCCACCAUUCAGAACUCUGAUGAGGGGCCUGCAGUCCAAGGCAGCUCCUCCUUCUCCCUGAAAGGCUAUCCUUCCCUCAUCAGGAGCCAGAGCCCCAAGGCCCAGCCCCAGACUUGGAAAUCUGGCAAGCAGACUUUGCUGUCUCACUACCGGCCCUUCUAUGUCAACAAAGGCAAUGGGAUGGGGUCCAACGAGGCCCCGUGA
This is a messenger RNA of Mirounga angustirostris (Northern elephant seal), 1761 nucleotides long. It is a transcript of the gene TRIM29, whose product is annotated as tripartite motif containing 29. The transcript is spliced from 9 exons. NCBI's taxonomy places the organism in Eukaryota, Metazoa, Chordata, Mammalia, Carnivora, Phocidae. The record is from RefSeq and is a predicted model, not a curated record. Bases 1 to 1761 code for a protein of 586 amino acids. Gene Ontology annotation, molecular function: zinc ion binding.